AUGUAUUCUAAUAUUUUUAAUUUUUCCAGAUGUGGCUUUGCAGGAGAAACAGGACCCAGAUGUGUCAUACCUAGUGAAAUAAAGAAACCUGGUGUUUCAAAGCCUAUCAGAGUUGUUCAAUAUAACAUCAAUACAGAAGAAUUGUAUUCAUACCUGAAGGAAUUCAUUCACAUGCUUUAUUUCAGGCAUUUGCUGGUAAACCCCCGAGACCGUCGGGUUGUGAUCGUGGAAUCUGUAUUGUGCCCUUCUCAUUUCAGAGAGACGCUCACAAAAGUUCUAUUCAAGUAUUUUGAGGUUCCUUCAGUGUUGUUUGCACCAAGUCAUCUGAUGUCUCUUCUAACACUUGGAAUUAAUUCUGCAAUGGUUUUAGAUUGUGGUUAUACGGAAAGUCUGGUGUUACCUAUUUAUGAAGGAAUUCCUGUACUCAGUUGCUGGGGUGCUCUUCCUUUGGGAGGAAAAGCCAUUCACAAAGAACUGGAGUACCAAUUGCUGGAGCAAAGUACAGUAGAUACAGGAGCCAUCAAAGGACAAAGCCUUACCUCAGUGAUGGGUUCUGUUCCAGAAGACAUUGUAGAAGACAUAAAGGUUCGCACUUGUUUUGUGAGUGACCUCCAGCGGGGACUGAAAAUUCAGGCAGCAAAGUUUGAUAUGGAUGACAGCGCUGAGCGUCCAACUCCACCGCCAGAUGUAGACUAUCCACUGGAUGGAGAGAAGAUUUUGCAUAUCAAUGGAUCAAUCAGAGAUUCUGUUGUCGAAGUACUCUUUGUGCAGGACAAUGAAGAAAAAUCUGUGGCUACUUUAAUAUUGGACUCUCUUAUGGAGUGCCCAAUAGAUACUAGGAAGCAACUGGCAGAAAACUUGAUAGUAAUUGGGGGUACAGCUAUGUUACCAGGAUUCCUGCACAGAUUAAUGGCUGAAAUACGGUACCUGGUGGAGAAGCCAAAGUACAAGGAGAUCCUGGCCUCAAAGACCUUCCGAGUGCACACGCCACCAGCCAAGCCAAACUGUGUGGCAUGGUUAGGAGGAGGCAUUUUUGGAGCCCUUCAGGACAUUCUUGGCAGUCGUUCAGUCUCAAAGGAAUAUUACAACCAGACAGGACGUAUCCCCGAUUGGUGCUGCCUCAAUAACCCUCCUUUGGAAAUGAUGUUUGAUGUGGGAAAAACACCUCCACCGUUGAUGAAAAGGGCUUUUUCCACAGAGAAAUAACAGUUUUGUUCACACUGUGGCAUUGCCUUUUUCCUCCUCUACCUGAAGUUGGACUGUUAUGGAGCUCAGUGUAAUUCGUUGGAUAAAUCUGCAAGCUAAAUUCUGGGGCACUGGCCACAAUUUUGGCUGAUUAUGUUCCUUUCUGUCAGUUACAUUGGCUUAUGAUGAUGCCCCAGUGAUGUUUGUUUACAUACACAAGUAAUAUCAACAUAAGUGCUCAAGCCUUCACUGUUAUUUAAAGUAUAUACUGUAGAUACCUUUUUUUAAAGCUCGCUUGGCAUCUGAUGCUGCACGUACGAGUUCUGCCACCAAAUGUAAUUCUGUAUUUAAUUUGAAAUCUGUUGCCGGUUAAAAUAUGUUUAAAAUGUCCAUAACAGUUCGAGGAUUUUCUUGGAAAUUUAGUGAACGAUCCUGACCUUUGCUUUUGUUAAGGUAAGGGAAUGGCAAAUAGGGGUCUUCUUGAUAUUAUCCACACCAAGUAUAAAUUAGAACAGGGGUCUCCAACCUUGGCAACUUUAAGACUUGUGGACUUCAACUCCCAGAAUCCCUCAGCCAGCAAAGCUUGGAGACCCCUGAAUUAGAACAUUAGGAGAGCCACAAUUAUUGUAAUUCACAGUCAUUAGGAGAGCCAUUAGCAUCCCUCAGUGUUGGCUGGGGCUUCUGAGAAUAAAUGUUCACUGACUUCUGGAUUGGCUUCUUCCCUGUUCCUGAAAAAAGAGAGAGGAAGCUAUCCCUUAUGAAAAGCCAAACAUUAUAUAAUCUUUUACUUACAAUGAAGCCAGAGUGCUUAAAAUUAUUUAAUCAAUCAAUACUAACUGUCUACUCUGUUGCUUUUAUUUUAAUUUCAGCUGCUUUAAUUUAUUUUACUUAAAAACAUUAUUUCCCUCUCUUUAAUCCAGUGAUUUUUACAGCAUCUUGCAAACAUAAACGUUGAGGAAAAUCCCUCAUUUUCAGAAAUCUCCACCUCCCUUUUUAUCCUACUUGGAACUAGAACCAUCGAUGGCUUUGGUUAUGUUGAUUUUCCUAUGAAAGAACAAGUCACCUAACACAUUUCAUUAUGAUAUUCUCAUGUAGAAAUGAUAUGGCCUGUCAAAUUUAAAAAAAUAUUAAAGUGUCCCAAAUCAACGUGUCUGUGAAACAUGGUUGUAUCUCUGCUUUCACUGUAGAGUUCUAGGCCAGAAUCGUUUCUCUCAUUAUUUCCCUCUGGUUCUUCUAUCCUUUCUUUUUUUUUCUUGGUGGGGUCAAGCUGAAUAA
Molecule: messenger RNA, 2460 nt
Organism: Ahaetulla prasina
Lineage: Eukaryota; Metazoa; Chordata; Lepidosauria; Squamata; Colubridae
Gene: ACTR10
Product: actin related protein 10
Exons: 12
Coding region: 1-1206 (401 amino acids)
Biological process (GO): retrograde axonal transport of mitochondrion
Source: RefSeq, a predicted model, not a curated record